ACCUCAGCGGUGGCCCGAUGGCACCUCAGCGGAGGGGACCACCCAGAAUUCCCGAGGGAAGUAGUGCUGCAGAGCGCCGGCGCGCGACCAGUACCAAGAAGGACCGGCUGCCUCGGGAGGCACAGAGGACAUGGCUAAGGAUUGUGGCCUUUGGGGUCGGCCUUGCUCUGGUCACAUGUCUGCUCUGGAGUAGUGUGGGGAUCGAUGAUGAUGUCGCUGAGGUUGUGGCCCGUCGUGGUGAGGUCCUAGAAGGCAGGUUCAUUGAGGUUCCCUGCUCUGAGGACUACGAUGGUCACCGAAGGUUUGAAGGCUGCACCCCCAGGAAGUGUGGCAGAGGUGUCACUGACAUCGUCAUCACCAGGGAGGAGGCGGAGCAGAUUCGCAGAAUAGCAGAGAAAGGGCUCUCCCUAGGUGGAUCGGAUGGAGGGGCAUCUAUCCUGGACCUGCACUCUGGAGCCCUGUCUGUUGGGAAACACUUUGUGAACCUGUAUAGAUACUUUGGAGAUAAAAUACAAAAUAUCUUCUCUGAGGAGGACUUUCAGUUAUAUAGCUACUUUCUCAUCAAGACACAUAUCAUGGAACCCAGAGUGACCUACGGCUCUUUUGACUACACUUCGCUGCUUUACCUAUCGGAUUACUUAGAGGACUUCGGUGGAGGGCGCUUUGUGUUCAUGGAAGAAGGGUCCAACAAGACAGUGGAGCCCAGAGCUGGUCGAGUCUCAUUCUUUACCUCAGGCUCUGAGAACCUGCACCGAGUGGAGAAAGUCCUCUGGGGCACCCGCUAUGCCAUCACCAUCGCUUUCACCUGCAACCCGGACCAUGGCAUCGAGGACCCAGUACUCACGUGACCAGCUAGGUCAGGUCCUGAGUAUCAUGUCCUGUCAGAGAAGGCACUCCUAGGCCGGGUGGAGGGUGUGUUCACCUCUCCCACUUCAGGCCAUUGCUGCUGCUCAGAGUGCCUUAUGAAUUAUCCCGAGUCUCCACCUGCUGAUGUUUUAAUCUUUUUGUCUGAGAGUAAAUCAAGGAAGGAGCCUGUUACCCGAGUA
Molecule: messenger RNA, 1046 nt
Organism: Mus caroli (Ryukyu mouse)
Lineage: Eukaryota; Metazoa; Chordata; Mammalia; Rodentia; Muridae
Source: RefSeq, a predicted model, not a curated record